AUGCCUAUGUACCCACGUAAGGGUCUCAUCACCGAACCAUACAACCCAGAGAACAUCAUCAUACAAGACGACCAAUACCCACCUGAUUGCUAUACCGAGAACACCUUCUACUGUGCUCAACCUCGUCUGCAAUCACCUUUCCAAUACCCAAGUGUACAGCUCUCCCCGCCCUCUUCCGCGCCUUCUUCUCCCACUUUCUCCUCCCCGACCUUCUCAACCUCCUACCCGCAGACGUCGGACUCUCAGUCUUUGGGGGCUCCUUCGAUGACCCCAGCGUCUUCAUACGACCCGUCGUUUGACUACCAGGGUUCCAAUUCGCCUUCUCACUACCUUCCUCAAUAUCCUCAGCAAUAUUAUACGCCGAUGUUGGCGCAACAGUCUUUCACCAAUAACCAGGGUUGGGACAGCAACCUGCAGUUGCUGAGCCCUGCGCGCAUUCCGUACACCGGUGCGCAGAAGAGAUCUUCGCCCUCGGCCUCGUCGCGCUCAGUUCCUACGGCCAACAACUACCACCGCCGGUCCGACAGCAGUAACAAGCCGUUGCCCACCCCGGUGCAGACCCCUGUCCAGAAUUCAUUCUUGGCCACUCCCUUCCAGAACUUCGACCUUGCAUCUCAAGACGGUCACAAUGCCGAGGCCGAGUCCGCGAUGAGGAAGGCUAUCAUCGACCAGCAGAAGCAGUCACCCUCGCAACAGCUGCAGAAUGACUAUUCGCUGGCUCCCUCGGUCUCAACAAUGAGCCAUAACUCGCCGGUGACUCCGCAGAACAGCUUCGACGAACUCGACGAUGCAAAACCGCUGACCAAUGGUGAGAAUCGAACUCUUGAUAUAGAUCGGUGGAUGGACCAAUACUUACAGCUCGACGCACCUCCAGAUUAUAACAAUGCCAAUGGUGCCAUGUCGAUUGGAGUUCCCAAGCUGAACAGAACCAUUUCCGAUAUAUAUCAAGACGAGCUAUACAACCCCGCUAUCAUGGCCGCGCCCCAGGUGUCCAAGCCAAUGUCACAAAACCAGCUCACCCCGCGCAGUUUCAUUGCCGAUCGACUGCAGGCUGCCAGUCAGGGCCACAUGUCUGCUCGCUCCCAAUCGCCUGCCAACAGACGCGACCGUUCGCCUUUCCGUCCCCAUUCCCCAUUCGCUGGUGACAUGGGCAGCGCUGCACUCCAGCAACAGCCUAUGGCAACUAGUGUCCCUAUGGGACAGAAUGGUAUGAAUGAUAUGAACGGCAUGAGCGGAAUGAACAUGGGCCAGGCAUCGAACACUGGAGAUAUCAAGACCAUGUCCCCCAAGGAUGCGGUUUUGGAUUUCCAGGAUGGAGAUGAUGCCAUGCCUCCUCUCUUCCCACCUGGUCAGGGUGAUUUCAACCUGGGUGAUGCACUUGGCUUGCGACGCGACAGUGGCCCAAUGCGACCGAUGGAAGCAUUGCCUCAAUACACAGCUCCCACCAUGUCGCAGCCUCAGUUCGCAUUCUCUCAACCCCAGCUCCCUCACUCUCAGAGCAACCUCCUCCAGCAGAGCACCGAAUUCCCCUCGUUACCGGGCGUAGAGUCCAACGAGCCUACGCCGCAAAGCCAGAUCAACAUGCCAGUUACAGAGGGUAUCUCCCGCCCGGCUAACACAUCUUCCGAUGCGGGCACCUACACUUGCACCUACCACAAUUGCUCUCAACGCUUCGACACGCCGUCUAGACUCCAGCGACACAAGCGCGAGGCACACCGGCAAACAACCCCGGGCGGCCAUCUCGUCAGCCGCGACACCUCGCUACGCAAUUCCCAGGCUGGCCCGCACAAGUGCGAACGAAUCAACCCUUCUACUGGCAAGGCAUGCAACUCUAUCUUCUCCCGACCUUACGAUCUUACGCGGCAUGAGCACACCAUCCACACCGCUGGGAAGCAGAAGGUGCGCUGUCACAUCUGCAACGAGGACAAGACCUUCAGCCGAAACGAUGCUCUGACAAGGCACAUGCGAGUGGUUCAUCCUGAAAUCGACUGGCCCGGCAAGCAGCGCAGAAGGAGAGACUGA
Molecule: messenger RNA, 2022 nt
Organism: Penicillium bovifimosum
Lineage: Eukaryota; Fungi; Ascomycota; Eurotiomycetes; Eurotiales; Aspergillaceae
Product: stress-regulated transcription factor RPN4
Exons: 2
Coding region: 1-2022 (673 amino acids)
Biological process (GO): regulation of transcription by RNA polymerase II
Cellular component (GO): nucleus
Source: RefSeq, a predicted model, not a curated record